Molecule: messenger RNA, 3213 nt
Organism: Clonostachys rhizophaga
Lineage: Eukaryota; Fungi; Ascomycota; Sordariomycetes; Hypocreales; Bionectriaceae
Source: the annotation of a GenBank genome assembly
AUGUCCCUUCCGCCUUUAGACCAUGCCGCUUAUACGAUCGGCUGGAUUUGCGCCUUGCCAAAAGAGAUGACAGCAGCCAUAGCAAUGCUCGAUAACGUUCAUGAAGGUCUCCCCCAGCCUGUAUCGGACUAUAACAACUACAGUCUUGGCUCUAUGGGAAGUUUUAAUAUUGUCGUCGUGUGCUUGCCAAGCGGGGAUUUCGGAAGCCAUCAAGCCUCAGCAGUGGCCGCAAGGAUGCUCGCUACCUUCCCUAAUCUGAAGAUGGGGCUUAUGGUGGGUAUUGGAGGUGGUGUACCGAGCGAGGAGAAUGACAUAAGGCUGGGAGAUGUCGUUGUUAGCACACCGGCCAAGGGAUUCGGCGGCGUGGUGCAACACGACAUGGGAAAGCAUACCAAGGACGGCGGAUGGGUGCGAACCGGGUCAUUAAAUGGAGCACCCAUGAUACUGAAAACAACAAUCUCCAAAUUAAUAUCGUUUCAUCAGAUACAGGGGAAAAGGACCGAAUUUUAUCUGUCGGAGAUGUUGGAACGCCAUCCAAAUUUAUCAACCCAGUUUGCUCGUCCGGCAGAAUCCUCCGACGUACUGUAUGAGCCAGAGCCUGAAGAUCCAGACACAUUAACAGACUGGGUGGAAGUGGCAAGGGAUCCCCGGUCACCUGAAGAUUCCAUCAAAAUUCAUUACGGGUUGAUCUCCUCUGGGAAUCAAGUGAUAAAGAGUGGUAGACAAAGGGAUUUGAUCAGCUCUCGCCUUGGUGGCGUCUUGUGUUUCGAAAUGGAAGCUGCCGGUUUGAUGAACGAGUUACCAUGUGCUGUGAUCCGAGGUAUUUGCGACUAUGCAGAUGCGCACAAGAAAAAGGAGUGGCAAGAUUAUGCUGCGGCGGUUGCAGCAGCCUACGCCAAGGAACUGGUCAACGCAUUACCAACCACUAUCCUAGAAACACAGAUUAUUUUGCCAGCCCUCUCAAAUCACCUAGCUGAUUUACAGAUUGAACCACCAAAUUUCGUUGGACGAGAGCAAGAACUUUCUACGCUACUGGAAUGGGCCUCGUCAAAAGAAAUUUGUCGCAACAUGGCCGUUUUUGGGCUCGGCGGCGUCGGCAAGACUCAGAUUGCUCUGGAGUUUGCCUACCGCACUAGGGAGCAGAAGCCAUAUUGCUCAGUGUUUUGGGUCCCAGUCACAGACUAUCUCGCAUUCAAACAAGCCUAUAAACAGAUUGGUCAAGUUAUCAACAUACCGCGCAUAAAUGAUAACGGAGAAGAUGGCAUGCAGCUUGUUAAAGAAGCGCUCAGCGACAGCAAGAGAGUGGGUUCCUGGCUUAUGAUCGUUGACAAUGCGGACGACAUGAACAUGAUAUUCAGACAACCAACCGACACGGAACUAAUAGUGCCGGGUCUGAUAGACUACAUUCCAUCUAGUCCUAACGGGUUGACGCUCUUUACAACUCGAAAUCGCAAGGUAGCUGUGAGGCAAGCAGCCAACAAUAUCAUUUCUCUCGAGAUAAUGGUCCCAGAGGACGCUAGCAAGUUAUUGGCGAAAUCAAUCUUGAGGCAAGAAAUACUCUUGAAUGUGGAUGCUGUCAGGGAGCUCCUUGGUCUUCUUGGCUUCUUGCCUUUAGCGAUUAUCCAGGCAGCGGCUUAUAUAAAUGAGAACGACACGACCAUUGAGGAGUACAGGAGUUUAUAUAAUGAGAGCGAAACCGAGGUAAUGGAAGUAUUAAGCGAGGACUUCGAGGUCCCCGGCCGGUACAAGACAAUUAAAAACUCAAUAGCAGCAACAUGGCUCGUCUCUCUUGGUCAACUCACUCACACGAACCCAGUAGCAAUUGAUUAUCUAUCCUUCAUGGCCUGCUUGUCAAGUUCUAACAUCUCCCCAUCGCUCCUUUUACCAGCCCCAUCAAAAAAGCAAGGCCUCGAGGCGAUAGGUGCACUCAAAGCCUACUCGUUGCUCAGGAAACGAGACGACGGCCCGAAUUUUGACAUACACCCACUCGUCCACCUGGCCACUAGGAAUUGGCUACGAAGUGAAAGAAAACUACAGCUUUGGACCAGCAGCGCAGUUUUGCGGCUCGUUGAGCUUCUUCCAGAGGGGGGUCAUGAGAACAGACCAACAUGGACCGCUUACUUGCCCCAUGCAAGAUAUCUUUUGAACUCAGCUGCUGUUGCUGCUGCUGAUGGCGACGAGAAAGUUGUGGUCCUGGCGGAGAAAUUGGGGAAAUGCCAUUAUAGCAACGGGGAGUAUAGUGAGGCACAUCGGACAUAUGAACAAGCGCUGGAGCUACGGGUCAAAAUAUCUGGCUUGGAGAAUCGGGAUACAAUGAGGAAUAUGUUCGGAAUUGCCGAGGCCCUCUCCCACCAAGGCAAGUACAAAGAAGCUGAAGCCCAGCACCGAAUGAUUCUGGAACUUAGAAAGAAGGUAUUGGGCCAAGAGGACCCUGAAGUGGGUAGGAGCAUGAACUAUCUUGCCCAGGCGAUGUAUGAGGGCGGGAGAUUUGUUGAAUCGGAGCAGAUGCAUCGAGCUGCGCUUGCAUUACAGAACGAGGUACUGCAUCCCGAGCACCCGAACGCCUUGUCUACGACUAGCUAUCUGGCUCAGGCAAUAGGUCAACAGGGAAGAUACAAGGAAGCCGAGGAACUAUACAGGGAAUUACUCGCAACUCGCAUAAGGGUCCAAGGCGAAGAGUAUCCAGCUACCCUGGCGACCAUGAGUUGUCUUGGUGCUACCUUGGGAGAUCUAGGAAACUACUCGGAUGCAGAACACUUUCACCGACGAGUGCUCGACCUUCGAGUGAUGAUCCUAGGGAAUCGCCACCCGCACACUUGCAUAACCAAAAGGUGGCUGGCCGAGGCACUUCUGCACCAAGAAAAAUACGAGGAAGCCUAUCGUUUAAAUAGAGAAGCCCUCGACGUGCAGACUGACGUACUGGGCCUGAAGCACCCGAGCACCCUCCUUACUCUGGUGAACCGGGGCGAUAUCUUUUUUCACCAGGGACAGAUAGGCCGAGCUGAAAAGGUCUAUCGUCAAGCGCUGGAUUUCCAAAUCGAGUAUCGUGGAUCAGAACAUCCCGAGACUCUGAAGAGCAUGGAUAGUCUCGCCAACGUGCUCAAUAAGAGGGGGAAUCAUGAUGAAGCAAAAGAAUUGUAUGAAAAGGUUUUUGAAGCACGCGUCAGGAUAUUGGGACCGGGGCACCCGAAGACUUUAGCGACACCUCACUAA